Molecule: messenger RNA, 4222 nt
Organism: Plutella xylostella (diamondback moth)
Lineage: Eukaryota; Metazoa; Arthropoda; Insecta; Lepidoptera; Plutellidae
Source: RefSeq, a predicted model, not a curated record
GUGUAAAAUUAGAAGUCAGCCUUCCGCAAGUUCCGUGUGCGAUGCGAAAAAAUCCCUUUUUGGGCGUCCGACCACAUGUGUGAAUGAUGAACAAAAUAUGGUUCUAAAGUGAUUUUCUGCCAAAAGAAACCGAUUUUGAAGUGAAUAAUCAUCAGUAUCGAUCAGUACAGUGUUGCUAAAGCGUCCAGUGUGCCAGAAAAGUUGGAACCCUUUGACGGAAGUGCAUUUUUUGGAUGUAAAUACAGGCGAUCCAGGGUCAGUUCGGUGUGCCCUGAUAAAUCAGCUCAAAUAUUUCGGUAGUGCCCUAUACCGUCGAGGAGAUUCGUUCUCCGGGUCCACUCCUGUAACUCCGACCUUCGUCUAAACGCACGGUGCGGUCGCGUCGGUUCGGAAAGUUCGUUUACAAUUUGCGGGUUAGGACGGCAGCAUGCCGAGUUGCUGAGGCAUGGAGGCGCGCUCGUGAUCGUCAGCUGGCGCGGAGAGCGCGCCCGGACUUACAUAACGAGGAGCGCGGCGCGGCGGCAUGGCCGCUCGCGUGUCCGCGGAGGCCGCGGGGCCGUCGUAUGCGUCAGUGCUGAACUUUAGAGGUGGUGACAGUAAUAAGGAGAACAUUGAGGUGUUGGAGCAGGCGCCGGAGGAGCUGGCGGCUUCUCCCCCGCGCGCGGAGGAGGAGGAGGAGGGGUUCGUGCCGGUGAUCGCGCACGGGAGGAGGCCCCACAAGCGGAGUCGGGACAAGGAGCGCCGGGCGCCCCCUAAGCCCCACAAGACGCCGCAGCAGCAGGCGGAGGCGGCGGCCGCGGGCGAGGCAGCCCAGGCCUCCGGGGACGACCAGCCAAAGAAGUUUGUGGAAGCCCCCAUACCCAAGGUCAACCCGUGGCAGGCGCGAGGCAGCAGCGUGGGGGCUCCAGUGCCGCCGCCGCAGACCGAGGCGCCGGCCCCGGAGCGCCGCGCGCCGCUGCAGCCGCAGCAGCAGCAGCAGGGCAGGCCGCAGCCGCAGCCCGUGCCAGUGGCAGAACCUACACCAGUGCCUGCGCCGGCGCCGAAACCGACGAUAGUGAAGGCGCCCAAGACUGCCAAAGUCAACCAGAAGGCAUCGGACUUCUCCGACAUCGGUGAUUGGCCGACGCUCGGCGCGGCGGUGGCGGGCGCGCGCUCCCAUUCGUCGCCCCCGCCCCAGGACUCAGACUCGCAUCAUCAUAAUGGAAACGCGGACCAGGACCGCAAACCUCUGGAGGAGCACCGGACGGACAAGGCGGAGCCGCAGCAGAACCACCACGACAGAGAGAGACAGCAUGAGAAGCAGACCGACAAGAGCAAGGCCGCCGGCGGAGGCAAGGGCGGGAACAAGUCGGGCAAACACAAGUGGGUGCCGCUGGACAUCGACGUGAAGGCGCCACGGACCGCCAAACACGGCGUCCCGCACACUGCCAGGCCUGAGUCCGCUGACAACGCAGCAUGGUCAGCCCGAGGCCGAGCUCGCGGCGGCGCCCGCGGGCGCGGCGGGCGGCGCGGCACCGGCCGGCCCCCCACGGCGGAGCCCCGAGACGUGCCCGUGUACCACCCGCAUGAGUUCCCGCAGGUGCAGCAUCCGGAGUUGGCGCAGGGGCUGGUGCUCCACUACGGGCUGUCGGCGCUGGGGGCGCAGGCGUAUUACUACGGCGCGCCGACGCAAUACGGCGUCGGGCUGGACCCGGCCACGCUGAAGGAUAUGAUCAAGAAUCAGAUCGAAUACUACUUCAGCCCGGACAACUUAGCCCGGGACUUCUUCCUGCGCCGCAAGAUGGCCGCCGACGGCACGAUCCCGGUGACGCUGAUCGCGUCGUUCCACCGCGUGCGCGCGCUCACCCCGGACGUGGCGCUGGUGCUGGACGCCAUCAGGGCCUCGCCCAAGCUGCAGCUGCUCAAUGGCUUCAAGGUGCGAACAGCCUUCGAGCCGACAAAAUGGCCGAUACUCGACGCGAGCGUCAACCAAGGGACCAACUCUGACGACGGGGCGAAACACUACGACAACUACGACGCCCAACACGACGAAAAACCCGUCACUGACGGCGAAAAACCCGCGCCCAACGACGAAAAACCCGCCUCUGACGGCGAAAAACCCGCCUCUGACGGCGAAAAACCCGCCCCUGACAACGAAAAGACCAUUCCCAAUGAUGACAAAACAGCCAGUGCUGGAAAAAAUUCAGAGAAGAAGGUAGAAGAAGAGAAACCGGUGUCUUGGGAAAUGAAUGAGGUUAAAAGCGAAGUGAGGGAGAAUUUUCACAGUGCUCCAGCGGUGGUGAAUAGUGUGGACAGUAGUAGUGGAGUGAGGAGUGACAGUGAACAGGGAAACGGCAAGGAUAGUCAGCCGUCGCCACCAACGGCGGAGACCAGCGACCCGCCAGCAGAGAAGACAGAUGCGAAUGACGACCCGCCAUUGCAGAGCGAGCCGGGCGAUGAGAAGGUUGGGGAGAAGAGACGCAAGAAACAGAUGGUGGGCAUAUUCCCUCUCGCCACGAGUGCCGGUCCUCUAGUGGCGCCAGUGUCGAGCUUACUGCGAGCCGUGCCGCCGCCGCCGCUGCCAAGGAUGUUCCGUGCGCGCGCGUCGCCCGGCCCGCCGCACGACCAUCUCAACCCGGACGUGCCCGAGUUCGUGCCGCUGUCGUACCGCUCCGAUGUAGAGGAGCCCGCGGACAGCGCCGCGCCGGCGGAGCAGGCCGACCCCGCCGCUGACGUCAGUGACGUUUGGACGGAGGUAAAACGCCGCACAAAAGCCGGGUCCCGCGAGCGCAGCGCGCCCCCCGCGCCCCCCGCGCCGCCCGCGCCCGCCCGCGAGGAGCUGCACUUCCAGCUGGACGAGGAGCUGGAGCUGCCCCCGCCGCGCGUCAACACCUUCACUGACGCCUGGUCGGACGACGAGUCGGACCUGGAACUAUCGGACGGCGACGUCGGACGGCUGCUCAUAGUGACGCAGAGCGGGCGCGCGCCGCGGCACGAGCACGACCGCUCGCGCGCCGCCACCCGGAUCACCACCGACUUGGAGCAGAUUAUCACAGACGGACUGAGACGUUACGAGGAGGACUUAUGGAACGAUUCGGACUACACACAUGGAAGCUCAUACGGCAGCACCGGCUACAAGACGGUGUCAGUGAUCAGCCGCGAGCAGUUCGAGGCGGCGCAGCCCACGGAGCGGCACAGCAACCCCGCCGAGCCGCCGCCGCCGCCGCCCAGGCCUAAGGUGGAGAGCUCCGGCAAGGUGAAGCGGCGCCUGCGCACGGCGCGUUUCUACGCCGCCGACAAGGAUCCUCAUGCUACUGAUGUCAUAAGCGGGCGUAAACGCAAGACCCGCCACAGCCUCAACCCACCAGUGGAACACCACAUCGGCUGGAUCAUGGACAUCCGCGAGCACCGCCCGAGAACGCUAAGCACCGGUUCAUCGCUAGGCACGUCCCCCAGCGGUUCAGUCCCGCAGUCGCUGCCCACGUUCCACCACCCGAGCCACGGCCUGCUCCGGGAGAACCACUUCACGCAGCAAGCCUACACCAAGUACCACAAGCGCUGUCUCACAGAGCGCAAGAAGCUGGGCAUCGGCCAGUCGCAAGAGAUGAACACGCUCUUCCGGUUCUGGUCGUUCUUCCUGCGCGACCACUUCAACAGGACCAUGUACCAGGAGUUCAGAACGCUAGCAAACGAGGACGCCGCCACCGGUUUCCGCUACGGGCUUGAGUGUCUGUUCCGCUUCUACUCGUACGGGCUGGAGCGCAAGUUCCGCCCCGAGCUGUACAAGGACUUCCAGGCGGAGACGCUGCAGGACUACGAGAAAGGUCAACUCUACGGCUUGGAGAAGUUCUGGGCGUUCCUCAAGUACUACAAGCACGCGAGCGAGCUGCAAGUGGAGCCGCGGCUGAAGACAUGCCUCGACCAGUUCCAGAGCAUCGAGGACUUUCGCGUGCUCGAGCCUCAACUCAACGAGCUACUAGCAUCUAAAGGCCCACUAGCGCCGGGCCGCGGCCCGCACGCGCGCCCCUACGACCGACACCGCUCCGUCAGCGAGAGCGACCGACAGAGGCAGGCUAACAAGCCGGGCCCAGUAGCCAGCAGCCAGGUGGACAACCGCGGCCGAGCCGGCUCGUGCGGCGCGCGCAGCGUCGUCGCCACCACGCGCCCUAGAGCGCCGCCAAAAUCGAAACCAGACUCCGUACCAGCCGUCGCCACAAAAACACAGUGAUAAUAACAACAACAA